Messenger RNA from Tetrahymena thermophila SB210, 1419 nucleotides. RefSeq lists its product as hypothetical. NCBI's taxonomy places the organism in Eukaryota, Ciliophora, Oligohymenophorea, Hymenostomatida, Tetrahymenidae. The record is from RefSeq and is a predicted model, not a curated record. The transcript has a single exon.
AUGGAUUAAGAUGUUUUAAGCGGAAGCGGUCGAUAGAAUUAAAAUUUAGUAAGAAGGAGAUCAAGCUUAAACUAAAAUGGGAUUAGCAACAAUACUCCCUCUUCCUCUAAAAAACUUUAAGCUAAAUAAGAAGAAUAAUCAAUUAUAAAUAUGGUAGUUUAAGUGCGAUCUUUGUAUAUAGAUUUAAAGAACCCUCAGCUAAAACUUCUAUUUGAACACAUCAAUAUUUAAUAUCUAUAAGAUAACUAGUUAAAUUAAAUCAAACUCAAAGCUUCAGUAUUUCAUAAUGAGAUAAGCAACGAAAAUUUUGAAUACACUUAUGAAUGCCCAGUAAAAAAAAAUAAAAGGGGUAUUUAAAAAGAAAAAGAAAUUAUAUUGGAUAAAUACGUCAGUUUUAUGCUAUAAUCAAGUCAUACCCUUUCUAAUGAUUAAGAAUUCAGUAAAAAUAGCUAUAUCCUUUUUGAAAUAUAUACAUAAGAUAACAAUAGUGGCAUAGUGAAAAAGGAGAGAGAGCAAAGAAUAUCAUUAAAUGAGUUAAAGUCCUAAACAGUAAUAGAAAAAAAUCUUAAGUUUUUCAAAGAAACUGAUACAAAUGGAUCAUCCAUUAGUAAAUUCGACUUAUAACUCCAAGCAUAACUUAUUUAUAACUAAAAAAGAUUUCUUGAUGAAAUUGAAAAGGAAUCUAAAAUUUGUAGGCUCGCAGUAUCAGACUCUUACAAGGAUUUUAAAUAAAACUUAAAAAAAAUGAAUUAACAACCAUAAAAUUAAUAACAAUAACAUUAGUAAAAUUUUUCAGAAACUUCUUAAUUGAGAUAUUCAAGUAAAGAGACGUUGUAAACAGAAAAUGAUGCCUAAGUAAAUCCAACAUUAAUUUUCUACAAUUUGUUUGAAGCAGACUUUUAGAGUCCCUCAAAUUAGAAAUUGCAAAGAUCAAUAUACUAUCCUAAAUCUCAAUAGUAUUUUGAUUCAACAAAUUAAUCCAACAAUAAAAUAUCUGCCCUCGAUUAUCAAGAAAGUUAUUCUUGUUAAUUUUAAAAUAACUACAUGGUCGAAGAAGAAGAUGAUGACGAAUAAGAAUAUGAAAAAGUUAAUACCAACUCAAACAAUAUUAUUAAAAGCGAAUUAAAAUAGUAUGAGGAAUAAACAAAAAAAAUCAAUGAAGAAGAAGAGGAAGAUAAUGAGGAGUACAAAUCUCAAUUAUUUUUAUAAUUCAAUUCUUUUAAUCCUCAUAAGAAUAAUAAUUUAGAUAUGUAUUUUAAAAAUGAUACAGAUGAGGUUAUAAAUAUGUUUCAAGAUAAAUAAAAUGACAUUGAUUUGUCAAGCCCCAUUUAUCAGUAAAGCGACUAAAGUGCUUAAGAAUUAACAUCUCCUAUUUCUAUUUAAAAAAACAUAUAAACAUCAAAUUGUUAUGACAAUUGA